AUGGUUAGGGGAGAAAACUCCCAAAAGAUCCCAGAGUACAUUGGAGCUCGGACGCUGCGGGUCGCGCUGCAAAGCCCGGAGUUGGCCGUUCUUGAGGGCCCUCACUCCACGCGCUUGGAAGCACUGCCUCCGCUUGUGUCUGCACAUGAAGCUCUGGGAGGAACCCAUACCCUGCAGCCGGCGGGCUCGGAGCCCCCAACAGUAGCUGCCCACUGGGGGCUGUCGAGGAAAAGAUGCUGCCAUGCACCCCUGAGCCCUCCAGCUGUGGCCCCGCAGCUCUGGGACACAGCGGGUGCCCGCCUGCAGCAUGUGUUCACGUGUCCCCACGUGGAGGGCGGCAGAAAGGCGCGGCAGAACCUCUGGAGUUUCCGAGCCAACCACCAGUGCCUGCCACAGUGGGGUCCGCCCAGACUGUGGGGAGCAGGGUCUGGGGCUGGGGCUGUGGGCUCUGGCCUGAGCGGGGCUGGAGGCAGGGUCCUCAUGGUCACCAGCCUGGUGGCUGUGCUGCUGUGGGAGGCAGGUGCGGCCUCAGCACCCAAGGUAGGUCCCACACCUGUGACUUUCCCUAUCAAGGUCCACGUCAAACACCGGCCCUCAGAGCAGGAGGCAGAGAAGGCCUGGGGCGCCCGUGUGGUGGAGCCUCCAGAGAAGGACGACCAGCUGGUGGGGCUGCUCCCUGUCCCGAAGCCGAAGCUCUUGACCGCUGAGAAGUCACCAGGCAUUAAGGCCUCGGUGGAGACCGAGGACAUCCUGGGCCAUGUCCUAAGCCCCCAGCAGGGUCCUGAGCCCGACCAUGACAGCCUGCACCACCCUCCGCCCGAGGAGGACCAGGGCGAGGAGGGGCCUCGGUUGUGGGUGAUGCCAAAUCGCCAGGUGCUCCGGGGACCGGAGGAAGACCAAGACCACAUCUACCACCCCUAGUAGGGCUCCAGGGGCCACCACUGCCCCUCCCUGUCCCACGGCCCAGGCUGUUGGGACUGGAACCCUUCCUACCCUCCCCCUGCCAGAGGUAGGCAAAUAAACCCCAGCAGGCCGGGCGAGGUGGCUCACGCCUGUAAUCCCAGCACUUUUGGAGGCUGAGGCGGGCGGAUCACCUGAAAUCAGGAGCUCCAGACCAGCCUGGGCAACAUGGUGAAAUCCGGUCUCUACUAAAAAUACAAAAAUUAGCCGGG
This is a messenger RNA of Mandrillus leucophaeus (drill), 1172 nucleotides long. RefSeq names its product proline-rich acidic protein 1 (gene PRAP1). Lineage: Eukaryota; Metazoa; Chordata; Mammalia; Primates; Cercopithecidae. The coding region runs from base 1 to 921 and encodes 306 amino acids. The transcript has 8 exons. The record is from RefSeq and is a predicted model, not a curated record.